GGGGAGCCGGGAGUUCCUGGUGUUAGGGGUAUGAAUGGAGUAGACGGCGUGGACGGUCUUACUGGGCCCGUCGCAGGCCCACAAGGUGCUUCUGGGCCUAGGGGAUUGCCAGGAGCCAUGGGGCCACCGGGGUACGAGGGGUCGAGAGGCGAAAGGGGGGCAGAGGGCCCGCAAGGAAAGAAAGGU
Guillardia theta CCMP2712 is the source of this 186-nucleotide messenger RNA. RefSeq lists its product as hypothetical. The annotation marks the transcript as partial. The record is from RefSeq and is a predicted model, not a curated record. The transcript is spliced from 2 exons. NCBI's taxonomy places the organism in Eukaryota, Cryptophyceae, Pyrenomonadales, Geminigeraceae.